AGGCAUGUGGGAUCUUAGUUCGCCCACCAGGGAUGGAACCCUGCACUCCCUGCAUUGGAAGGUGAAGUCUUAACCACUGGACAGCCAGGGAAGUCCCUAGCAAUCUUGUUUUAUGGGAGAGGAAACUGAACCUAGAAAGGCAAAGUGACUUUUCUGCUUCUCUCAGCUUUAUUUCUCUUCGUCCUCUGAAAUGUAGAGCCAUACAAUUCAGUUCAAAGCAAUUCUGUGCAGUGGAUAAGCUUUUUGUUGUUUUUCUGAACAUUUUUUUUUGACUUUCAGCUUUUUUUUUUUUUAAAUAAAAACAGUACAUGCUCGUUGUAAAGACUUCCGUUAAUACAGGAAGUGAAAAAAGUAAAAACUGCAAAUUGCUGUCAUCCUCCUGUCCUUACCCUUUGAGUCCUUAGGGGUGUCUCCUGUUAACAUUUUAGUGGUAUUCAUCCUGACCUAUCUGAUGAACCCACAAAUAUAUAUGUCCCCCCCCCACAGGAUUAUAAUAUCAAUGAUUCAGGCACAAACUUUAGAAUCAGACAUACCUGGGUUCUAAUCCCAGUUUAUAGCUAAUUAGCUGAGUGGCCUUGUUACUUGACCAGUUUUAGUCUCAAUCUCCUCAUGUGUAAAAUGGGAGUAAUAAUAUCUUCCUUAUAGGACUGCAGUGAAGAUUUAAGGAGAUUUUGUAUGAAUGGCACUCAACUACCAGUGCCCGAUACACAUCAGCAGCAGUUGCUCUUGCGAUCACCCAGCCCCUCCGUGGGGGCUCCUGCCCAGGAUAAAAAGGGCAGGAGGCAGCCCAGUCUCCCGUCUCAUCUCCUGGGCGCCGCAUCUCUCGAUUCCUUCCUGGGUCCCACCUCUGUGGAAGAGCCCAACGAGACAACAUGCCUCCCAAGAAGCCUGAGCCUAAGAAGGAAGCGCCCAAGGCAGCCUCAGCCCCAGCCCCGGCCUCGGCCCCACCUCCCGAGCCUCCCAAGGAACCUGCCUUUGAUCCCAAGAGUGUAAAGAUAGACUUCACUGCUGACCAGAUCGAAGAGUUCAAAGAGGCCUUUUCAUUGUUUGACCGGACCCCGACUGGAGAGCUGAAGAUCACCUACGGGCAGUGUGGGGACGUGCUGCGGGCCCUGGGCCAGAACCCCACCAACGCCGAGGUGCUGCGCGUCCUGGGCAAGCCCAAGCCGGAAGAGAUGAACACCAAGAUGCUGGACUUUGAGACGUUCCUGCCCAUCCUGCAGCAUAUCUCCCGCAACAAGGAGCAGGGCACCUACGAGGACUUCGUGGAGGGGCUGCGCGUGUUUGAUAAGGAGAGCAACGGCACGGUCAUGGGCGCCGAGCUUCGCCACGUCCUCGCCACCCUGGGAGAGAAGAUGACUGAGGCUGAAGUGGAGCAGCUGUUAGCAGGGCAGGAGGAUGCCAAUGGCUGCAUCAAUUACGAAGCCUUUGUCAAGCACAUCAUGUCUGGGUGAAGCAGACCCCUCCAGGGUGCCUGGCCCAUGGCCUUAGCCCAGGUGAGUUAACGAGAGGCCCAGAGUGACUGAGCUGGAGUUGGAGUCCUGGACUCUCCACUGCACCGCAGCCCCGAGGACCUCAUGGACCCAUAGCCCUCCCCGUAAAUAAACAGCUCCGGCAAGGUUGUGCCGAGUUCCCUGAUUCCAACCAGUCUCUGAGUUGCUUUUUUAAA
Messenger RNA from Delphinapterus leucas (beluga whale), 1669 nucleotides. RefSeq names its product myosin light chain 4 (gene MYL4). Gene Ontology annotation, cellular component: myosin II complex; A band. Lineage: Eukaryota; Metazoa; Chordata; Mammalia; Artiodactyla; Monodontidae. Gene Ontology annotation, biological process: cardiac muscle contraction. Gene Ontology annotation, molecular function: calcium ion binding; actin monomer binding. The record is from RefSeq and is a predicted model, not a curated record.